This is a messenger RNA of Aspergillus udagawae, 1068 nucleotides long. RefSeq lists its product as uncharacterized. The coding region runs from base 1 to 1068 and encodes 355 amino acids. Gene Ontology annotation, biological process: proteolysis. Lineage: Eukaryota; Fungi; Ascomycota; Eurotiomycetes; Eurotiales; Aspergillaceae. Gene Ontology annotation, molecular function: metalloendopeptidase activity. The transcript is spliced from 2 exons. The record is from RefSeq and is a predicted model, not a curated record.
AUGAAAGUCACUGCUCUCGCUUCUGCCAUUCUGGCCCUCGUCCACGGGGCUCUGGCUCUUCCUGCCAAAGCCCCAGCUCUCGAUAUCACCCUGAGCCAGGUCAACCACACCCGGAUCAAGGCCGUGGUCAAGAACACCGGCAGUGAGAAAGUCACCUUUGUACAUCUCAACUUCUUCAAUGAUUCUAGCCCUGUCAAGAAGGUUUCCCUCUACCGCAAUGCCACUGAGGUCGAGUUUACUGGGAUCAAGCAGCGGCUUCGCAGCGAUGGCAUCUCUAAGGAGGCCCUGACCACCCUUGCACCUGGCGCCACCUAUGAGGACGAGUUUGACAUCGCCAGCACCGCUAAUCUCACCCAAGGCGGUCCCGUCACUGUCCACACCCAGGGCUUCGUUCCCGUGACCAAGAACAACAAGAUCGCCGGCUAUAUCCCUUAUUCCUCAAACGAGCUCAAGCUUGAGGUUGAUGCUGCAAAGGCCGCGGCCGUGCGCCCGAGCAUCAAGCCCCUCGACCGCCGCUCAAAGAUCACCUCAUCCUGCACCGGCAACCGCGCUGAAGCCCUCAAUACAGCCCUCCGCAACGCCGCCUCAAUUGCCAGCAAAGCCGCUGAUGCUGCCUCCUCAGGCUCCUCCGCGCUCUUCACUGAGUACUUCAAGACAACCUCUAGCAAUGUUCGCAGCAACGUCGCCGCGCGCUUUAAAGCCGUCGCCAGCGAGGCCUCGUCGAACGGGGCCGGUUCAACCACCUACUACUGCUCCGACCCCUACGGCUACUGUGGCUCCAACGUCCUCGCCUACACCCUCCCCUCGACCAACGAGGUCGUCAACUGCGAGCUCUUCUACAGCCUCCAAGGGGUGACAAAUGACUGUCAUGGCCAAGACCAGGCCACCACCAUCAUCCAUGAGUUCACCCAUGCCCCUGGUGUGUACCCGCCUGGCACGGAGGAUAUGGGCUAUGGAUACGGCACUGCUACGGCGUUGAGUACUAAUGAUGCGCUGAACAAUGCGGAUUCGUAUGCACUGUUUGCUAAUGGUACCUCUUCCUCUCGCGUUUUAACUGCCUUCAGCUAA